UGGAAAGAAAAAUAAUUACAGUACAAAAUUUUUGGUAACAGCUUGUAAAAAUUUGGUACAUAAACGUUUUCAAUAAUAAAUAAAAGUCGAAAAAAUGGAACAAUUCAAAGGCACAGCGAAAACUCUUUAUAUUUGGUCCCAAUCAGCACUUGUACAGGCCAGUACAGAAAAGCUGAAAGAGGCAACUGGUGGUGAGGUUGUUCUGGAAAAUAUAAAUCGCUUAAGUUUUGCCACUUAUGGGGAAUCUAUAUUCGAUCUCAUUGUCAUUGAAAACGCACAGCUGACAGAUGCUUUUGAUAAGUUGUUGCUUUUGUUGAAGCCGAAUGGAAAGCUACAUUUAGCCAGUAUUUUCGGUACACCAGAAGUAUUUCAGCAAGAGCUAAAAUUAUCCGGUUUCAUAAACGUGAAUGUCAAUAAAGAUGAUGGUACAUUGACAUGUCAAAAACCCAAUUAUGAGACAGGGUCAGCAAUUAAGCUAUCGUUUGCCAAGAAGGAUGGAAAAACAGCUUCCAUAUGGAAAGUGAAUGGUGACGGCGAUGAAGAGUUAAUCGACGAAGAUGACUUGUUGGAUGAAGAGGAUAAGAAAAAGCCUGACCCAGAGAGCUUAAGAGUUUGUGGCACCACGGGCAAAAGAAAAGCUUGUAAAAAUUGUUCAUGUGGCUUGGCAGAAGAGCUGGAGACGGAGGCAGCACAAAAGGCUAAAGCAGACACUGCAAAUGCUAAAUCAAGUUGCGGAAGUUGUUACUUGGGUGAUGCCUUCCGUUGUUCAACAUGUCCUUAUUUGGGUAUGCCUGCUUUUAAACCUGGCGAAAAAGUGGAAUUGGCUGGCAAUUUACUUAACGAUGAUAUCUAAACUAUUUUAGAGGUGCUACGCAUUUAUAUUAAAUAUUAAGUACAGCAACAAAUACAUUAAAUAUAGAUUUGCUUGCCUAUCGAUAUUUCACGCAUGUAAAAGGCUUUUGUGAAAACUUUUGAAAAUGCCACAACAAUAUUUAUUCAGAAAUAAAUUCAUAUCGUUCGUAUUAUAUAGACGAA
Ceratitis capitata (Mediterranean fruit fly) is the source of this 1035-nucleotide messenger RNA. RefSeq names its product anamorsin homolog (gene CIAPIN1). The record is from RefSeq and is a predicted model, not a curated record. NCBI's taxonomy places the organism in Eukaryota, Metazoa, Arthropoda, Insecta, Diptera, Tephritidae. Bases 95 to 853 code for a protein of 252 amino acids. Gene Ontology annotation, molecular function: iron-sulfur cluster binding. Gene Ontology annotation, cellular component: cytoplasm. The transcript has 4 exons. Gene Ontology annotation, biological process: iron-sulfur cluster assembly.